AUGAAGACCACUGCCGCAAUCGCCACUCUUGCCAUCUUCCCAGGUGCCGCCAUCGACAGCGUCUCCGUCGCUGCCUGCUACAGUUCUGGCGCAGACUUUGUAAACAAGAACGACGCCAUCUACCACAUUGCUAGAGCAUGUGGCGGCUACGACGGCAAGAGAGGUGCCUUCCAAGGUAAUUUCGUCCCUGGCGAGGCCAAGACCGUUUGUGUGAACAGUCCCGGCAAUCAGAAGUACGACAUGCUCGUCCAGAACCUCAACACUGGCAGUACUUUCGACCUUGCCGGCAACGAUUGCUCUCUCAGACUUGGUAUUAUUGUCAACGACUGUCUUCGUGGCGGUGAAGACACAGUCGCUGGUUGGAAGUUCCGGUAA
This is a messenger RNA of Aureobasidium vineae, 375 nucleotides long. The record is from the annotation of a GenBank genome assembly. Lineage: Eukaryota; Fungi; Ascomycota; Dothideomycetes; Dothideales; Saccotheciaceae.